Contarinia nasturtii (swede midge) is the source of this 2825-nucleotide messenger RNA. RefSeq lists its product as uncharacterized. Gene Ontology annotation, molecular function: protein binding. NCBI's taxonomy places the organism in Eukaryota, Metazoa, Arthropoda, Insecta, Diptera, Cecidomyiidae. The transcript is spliced from 4 exons. The coding region runs from base 275 to 2647 and encodes 790 amino acids. The record is from RefSeq and is a predicted model, not a curated record.
CAACGCGUAAACACAACAGGAGCGAUUGUUUGAAUGUCAGUACAUCUCAGUAACCAUAACUUUAAGAAACAUUUCACAUUUCAAUGAAAAUCGUUCUCUCAUUUAUUUUUUGAGUCUUUGUCAUUACGUGAGAUUCUAAACUUAUAAACUUAAAGUCUACGUAAGCAAAUUAUUGAUGUGUUUGAGCCAGGCACAUUUCUCAAUUUGGUAAUCGAUGAACUAAAUCGAAGCAAUUUAUAUAUUUUCUUCGUGUAAAAAAGGUGACAGCACAAAAAUGGAAAAAGUCAAUUUACUCGAUUUUCCUGAUGAAAUAUUGAUCAAAAUUUUCGGUUAUUUCGACAAAAAGACAUUGUUCAAGGCAAAGCGUGUCAGCAAGCGCUUCAGAAAUAUAGCAAACGAAGUUAUGCCGGCAAAAUACAGCGGUAAAACGGAACAGGAUUGGUACCGAAUAUCUGAAAAAAGUUCACAGAAUGAUGCGGAGCGUUAUCGACCAUUUCUGCAGUCCUAUGGUACCAUAGUUUCCGCACUUCAAAUCAGUUUCCGUUUAAAAGUUUCGAACAAAAAAAACCAUUGGUUACUUUCUUUAAUCAAAGGAAAUCUGAAGAAUGUUACGAAAUUAAGAAUCACAGGAGACGCACGUAAAACACAAUUGAACGUGAAAGAUAUACUUUUAACAUUUCCAAAAUUGACUUCACUACGAUUGUCAGACUUUGAAAGUAUAAAUCCAUCGUGGACUUCACGCCAAUAUCCACAGUUAGAAAGCAUUGAAAUCGAUAAUGUCAGCGGCAUCGGUAGCUUAAAAAGUUUUCUGAGCAACAACAGACAACUACAACACUUCAAGUCUAGAGCCGUGUCAUUAAGAAUUGAUGACUUCGAUAUGUCGUCGUUAAAAUCGUUGUAUUUGGCGGACAGAGAAAUGAUCAUCAGUGAAAAUUCAAUGGCUAUCAUGGAGAAUUUGGUCGAACUUUCCAUUUAUUCCAGCUCGAAGUUGCUGUUCCAUGUUAUUAGUGUCGGAUGUAAGAAUAUCGAAAAAUUUACCAUUCACGGUUUUGGACCGAAUAUUUUUAACGACCAGUUAAACAUGCUCUCUUCACUCAAACAAAUGAAACAUUUGAAAAUGGAAGGUACUGUUAUCAUGGCGCAUCAAUUGAAAACCCUUAUUCGAGAAUUGCCGAAAUUGAUCACAAUCAAAGCAAGAUAUGAAGGAAGCGUGACUAUUGAUGAUAUUCAAUUAUUCAUUGGCGCAACAAAAAACCAUUCUUCAUUGCGUUCUAUCAAUUUGACAUCGGCAAAAAUGGACGAUUUUUUUAUUCAUUCUCUUUCAUUAAACUUCCACGAAUGGUUCAAUGCAAACGCAAAACAAGAUUUAACCGUGAUUUUAGGUUCGAUUGGUAGUUCGAUUGUCAUAACGAAAGAAAAAAUUACAAGACGUGGAAAAUUGAUUCACUGGUAUCGCGGCAAUGAUCAUGGUGGUGAUCAAAGUGGAAAAGAAUUUUUGGAACUAAACGACAAGUGUUUACACAAAAUCAUUGGCUAUUUGGACUUUGGUGGAAAAUUGGUACUUUAUCAAACAUGCCAUCGUAUGCAGAAGAUGAUCGAACCAAUUUUCAAACAAAAAUGUUCUCAAGAAGAUUUUCGCAUUCCGAAUGACAUGUUUUUGGCUGAAAAUUUCCUGCAACAUUUCGGUCGAUUCCUACCUCGCAUACAUUUAAAUGCCAGUGAUUAUUCACAAAACACCAUUUGGAAUUUGAUUCAUCAAUUUUGUCCGAAUCAUUUGGAAGAGCUGAUUAUUGAGGAAUCUCCCUACUCAUUCAUUUAUUAUUUGCAUGAACGUGGAAUAAUUUUUUCGCAACUCAAGACAUUGAAACUGAAAAGUUGGAAAUACACGUACCGUUAUCUAAAUCUAAAUCUACCGGAUCGAAUCUCAGGACAACUAUUCACAUUUUGCCCAGAACUGGUCCGUUUGGAAAUCGACGACACAAAAGCAUUUGAUGGUUUGAAUAUGUCAGCGUUUGGAAGUGGUCUAAAUCACUUGUCGGUGCUUCGAUUCAAACGUUGCAACAAUACUGUAAUAAAUUUUUUGAAUUGUUUGAACGACAACACCUGUGAUAGUCUUCGUGAUCUGUCUAUACGAGAAGUGAUAGCAAAAGUUGAUUUGCGCAGCUUUGAUGAUGAAUAUCACGGAUAUGGUUAUGAUGACGAAGAAGAGUACGAGGAAGACGAAGAGAACGAAGUGAUUGGCUCGAUCAACGAAAACAUGUUGCAUACAAUAACACGAUUCACAAAUUUAACAUCGUUGCAUUUGAUUGUUGAUGGAUUGUUCAAAGUGAAUUUAAAGACUUUGUUCGAAAGUUGCCCGAACGUGAAACUUUUUUCUGUUUUCUACGAUGUUAAUGCUGCGAAUAUGGAAACAUUCAAACAGAUUAAAAAGUAUGGUGCCAAAAUUGAAAGAUUGCAGAUUGCAAUGUGUGCAGAAGACAAAGAUUGGAAAUAUUUCAAAUUUCUGCAAAACGUCAAUCAAUUAUUUCCAAACAUUACUGUCAAGAUCAUCGAGUAUUUCAAAAAUUUUGAAAAUCCGGCCAACAGUUUCAUCCUUACAACAGAGUCGUUGAGCAACUGGAACUUCGAUGCACAAUUAUUCGGAUGAAUUGUAUUCGGAUCAACAUACGUAAAAUUUAAGCCAUAGCAUUAAGCGUUAAGAUUUUCUUAAAAUUGAAAUUCUUCCAUAGAUAUAAAAAAAACAUUCAAUCACAUUGAUGGUGACGUAAAAUAAAAGAGAAAAAUUGAAUACCUCUUAAUAAAUAGAUUUAAUUGGACAACUGUAA